UCAAGGCUGAACACGUCAGGUGUCUCGUCUGGGAACUGUAAUUGUUGACAAAUCUUACUCAGGAAGUUACUCUCUGCUAUUUUGAUCACUACCCUUCUUUCGCUGCCCCCAUUACUUUCUUUCUGCUCCAUUACUUACAGGUUUGCAGCUCCUGGCAGAAGCUUGUAAAUAUUUUGCCUGCAAUGAUUUCCACAAACUCCAUACAUUUAAGUAGUGAUAGUGAAACUGAAGAUGCCACUGGAAAGAAUGUAGUAAAGAGGCCACAUUCCUGUUUAGAGACUGUUGUAAGAAAUUGCCUUAAUAGUAGGAAGAAGGCUUGCCAAAAGUUCAGAAGGCAUCCUGCAAGAUAUGAACUCGAAGAUGAAAUCUGCACAAAUUUAUUAAGCUCAGCAGAAAAUAAUGUGUGUUACACAAAUCAAGGAAGUGCUCAAGUUGCUGAAACAAGACCCUGUCAACUGUCUUCUUCAUGGGCAGCACCUAUUUGUCGGCAGUUUUGGAAAGCUGGAAACUAUGGCAACGAACAACGAGCUAAAACUACAAUGAAAAAUGGGAAUAGUCGAAUGCACAUACAUCCAGAGUUCCUUCACUCCAACGCUACCUCACAUAAGUGGAUCUUUGGUGCAAUAGCAGAGCUACUUGACAACGCAGUUGAUGAGAUACACAAUGGGGCUACAUUUGUGAUGAUAGACAAAACUACUAAUCCCCGGGAUGGAAGUCCUGCGUUACUUAUUCAAGAUGAUGGUGGUGGAAUGCACCCCGAAGCUAUUCGUCAUUGCAUGAGCUUUGGAUUUUCAGAUAAGAAGAAGAUUAAAAACGCAAUUGGGCAGUACGGAAAUGGCUUUAAGACGAGCUCUAUGAGACUUGGUUCAGACGUUAUUGUCUUCACUCGACACUCUAGUGCGAGGGGACUAUGUCAGAGCAUUGGACUUCUCUCUUAUACAUUUUUAAGACAGGCAGGUCAUGACAGAAUUGUAGUCCCACUGGUAGAUUUUGAGUACGAAGAAUCAAUAAGGAGUAUGGUUCCCGUGUAUUUUAAUGGCGAAGAGCACUUUAUAUCUAAUUUGUCUGUUUUGUUGCAGUGGUCCCCCUACUCCACUAAAGACUUACUUCUUGAGCAAGUGCGCUUCUUACGUCUUCUCAGAUUUGAUGAUAUAGGGCAGCAUGGGACCAAAAUUGUUAUUUAUAAUCUCUGGCUUAAUGAUACAGAGGACAUGGAACUGGAUUUUGACUCUGAUGCAGAGGAUAUCCGUAUUAAUGCUGAUGCAGAAGUCAUUCAGACAGGCCUGAACCCAAAACCAAUUCAAGACCAGCAUAUCACAAACCUUUACCGAUAUUCUCUCCGUGUAUAUGUAUCCAUCUUGUACCUCCGUCUACCACAAAGCUUUAAAAUUGUUUUAAGAGGAAAAGAAAUAGAGCGUCAUAAUCUUGCGAAUGAUCUCAUAUUUCCUGAAUUCAUACUAUAUAAGCCUCAAAUCGGUAGCAAUUCAGAGGCUGCUGUUAUUACUACAAUAGGUUUCUUAAAAGAUACUCGCCAAGUUAAUGUCCAUGGAUUCAGUGUUUACCACUGGAAUCGCCUUAUACUGCCAUUCUGGCCAGUAGUCAACUAUAGAACAAACAAUACCGCAAGAGGAAUUGUUGGUGUUCUGGAAGCAAAUUUUAUUCAGCCAACUCACAAUAAGCAAGAUUUUGAGAAGACUUCGCUUUUCCAAAGGCUUGAACAUCGGUUGAAGGAAAUGACACUGGAGUACUGGGAGAUUCACUGUGGACUCAUUGGUUACCAGCAUAAGAAGAAGUCCCGCACCAGGAGACUACCUUUAGGGUCUGACAAUCAUGUUCUGCUACCAGUGCCAAUGAAUCCUACUACAUCCGUGAUUUACAACUCAAGAGGUGAUCGACCAAAUUCUUCUGCAGUUGAAUCUACCGAUGAUCCUAAUCUGAAUCAUGUCACGGUAACCUAUAUACAAGGGAAGGAAAACAAUUCGAAGAUGGUAUCCAAAGCUGAACCUAGAAAGUAUGAAACAUCAAGGUCUUAUGAAGCUGAUUCCCCGGACAAUGAAGCUAGGCAGCCAACGGCUGAACUUCUUGGGACAUCGCAAUUGAUCCUGGCUUUCACGGUGCAGCCUUCCAGUGACUAUGACAUUCAAGUGCAAAAUGAAGAGGAAAAUUUGCGGGAAGAAAACCGAAAGCUCAAAUCACGUUUACUUGACCUGAUGACAAGGGAGGAUGCUCUUAAUAUAAAGGCAAAAGAACUAAGAGACGAACUUGCUAAGCUUCAGCAGGAGUACCGGAGGCUGCUUGAAGAAUCAGUAUCAGUCUUUUUAGAUGAAUAAAGUGAAUAUAUAAUAACAAGUACAUAGAUAAGUAUAUGAUAGGUUUCUCAACUCUGUUUAUAUGGUCUUUGGAACCCUCAGUUUGAGCAGGAAUUACAGUCGUAGAUUUUCACACAGAAGUCUAGUUAAUGUAGUAGAACAAACUGAAACUGUAUUUAACAACAGAGAUAAGAUUUGCUAGUUGACGUGUUGAUUGUUAAGUUUCCAUACCAACUUUUGUUACAAUAUAAGUUUGAUGCGUGC
Molecule: messenger RNA, 2573 nt
Organism: Daucus carota subsp. sativus
Lineage: Eukaryota; Viridiplantae; Streptophyta; Magnoliopsida; Apiales; Apiaceae
Product: protein MICRORCHIDIA 6-like
Exons: 20
Coding region: 183-2330 (715 amino acids)
Cellular component (GO): nucleus
Molecular function (GO): ATP hydrolysis activity
Source: RefSeq, a predicted model, not a curated record